Messenger RNA from Exophiala mesophila, 618 nucleotides. RefSeq lists its product as uncharacterized. NCBI's taxonomy places the organism in Eukaryota, Fungi, Ascomycota, Eurotiomycetes, Chaetothyriales, Herpotrichiellaceae. The coding region runs from base 1 to 618 and encodes 205 amino acids. The record is from RefSeq and is a predicted model, not a curated record. The transcript has a single exon.
AUGUUCUCUUGGUUUGAGUGGUUCGAACCCAUGGGCUGGUGGCCCUGGGUUGUUGGCCAGGGUGGCCGUCAGCCCACAACGGGCGACGAUACCUUGAGCCAGGCGGGGACCGACACAGAGUCGGUCCCGUCUUCGCCUUCACCGAUGACGGCCGCCCAACCCAUCGACUUCACUGCACCACGCAGAAGAUCCGGCGUUCUCUGUGACUGUGGAGCGAUUCACAGCAUCGAAAAAAAUACCGAUGAUGACGGCGAUGUCAAGAAAACCAACGGCGACAGCGGCAUUGGCAACAGCGAUGUCAGAAACAACAACGACACAGAAUCGAACAAUCUUGAAGCCGACCCCGAUACGGACGACGAACACCACCGAUACAGUGACUCCGAGUCACCAAUCUUUCCGUUCGAGCACGACGAUGAUGGCGGCGGCGACCAACAUGACAAUCCAUAUCCCUACCGAACCGCUAACAGCGACUUCCGUACGCCAACGACGACCGAAUUGGUCGAUUUCCACCGUGAAACGAUGAGGAGGCGGAACGCUCCCACCGUUCUUACCCAAGAGACCGAUGGUAAGAACGGCGACCAAGAUCUCAACAUCGGUGCAGAGGAAAAAGGGGCUUGA